This is a messenger RNA of Plasmopara halstedii, 315 nucleotides long. RefSeq lists its product as uncharacterized. The record is from RefSeq and is a predicted model, not a curated record. The transcript has a single exon. The coding region runs from base 52 to 282 and encodes 76 amino acids. NCBI's taxonomy places the organism in Eukaryota, Oomycota, Peronosporomycetes, Peronosporales, Peronosporaceae.
ACCUGAUACGACUGAGGUGUACCAGGUCAUGUCGAGAUAAGAUUUUUGGUUAUGGUGUCCAACUCCAUCAAAAUGGCGUUUGUUCGCACAAAACGUCAUUUGGCGACAAACUCGAUCAAAAUGGCGUUUAUUCGCACAAAACUUUAUUUGGCGUUAGUGGUUUCUUCGUUGUAUCCAUUCUUGUACCCAAAUAAUUUACGAGAUACUCGCAUGACGCGAAAUAAGAUGGGUCGAUUUACAAGAUCUCGAGUAAAUUACAUUAUUAAUGCUCUUUUGAAGUAACAUCCCACGUAAAAACACACAUGGACGGCUACG